Molecule: messenger RNA, 1396 nt
Organism: Mangifera indica (mango)
Lineage: Eukaryota; Viridiplantae; Streptophyta; Magnoliopsida; Sapindales; Anacardiaceae
Product: F-box protein SKIP31
Exons: 10
Coding region: 160-1242 (360 amino acids)
Molecular function (GO): protein binding
Source: RefSeq, a predicted model, not a curated record
GUUAGCUUAUCCUCGUAUGAUCACGACGCAGACGAUCUGUUCGGUUUUCACCUCUCAAAAUAAAAAAUAAAAAAUAAAAAAUUAUAACUAAAAUCCCGGCCACCGCCACCAACAUCCUCCGAUUAGAUUCUGGUUUCCUCCAUCUCCGAUCUGUCUUCCAUGACGUUGUCAGAUGAUGAAGACGCGUCCUUAGCUGAGUUUCUCGAAUCUGAAGUCCUCUCUGAAGCCUCCGAUGCGGACGUCGAUACCCAGAAAGAGAAGAAAUUUGAGGAGAAAGAAGAGCCAAAGAAAAAGAAAUUGCGAGUAGAGGAAGGUUCAAGCUCAGCUUCUGGUGCAGAUCCGGCGAGAAUUGAGAGUGGAAUUUUGAGCAAGAUUCCUCCCGAACUAUUUCCCCAAAUACUCAAAUUCCUCUCCUCUGAGGACCUUGUAUCGUGUUCACUGGCAUGCAGAUUCCUUAACUAUGCUGCUUCUGAUGAAUCUUUGUGGCGUCGCCUUUACUGCAUGCGAUGGGGUCUGUUGCCGCCUAAUAAGAGUUUGCGAGUUUGUGCUUGGAAAAAGCUUUACAUUCAGCGAGAUGAGGAAGAUAUGGUUGAACUUGUUAGAAAUUGCUCAGCUGAGUUUAAGGAGUACUAUAUCCAAAUGCAAGUAGCAAAGAGAAGCCAAGCACCUCUUCCUUCACAGGUGAAGGAUGACAGGAUAAUUCUUGACAAGACAGUUGGUGAUCAAGUUUCUAUCUGGAAAAGCAGUAGAGGUCUGACUGAUAGCAUGAUUACUGGCCAUGCUUGUUCUGGAGAAAUGUGUACUUAUCAUCAGAUUGGCAAUGUCUUUGUUUGUGAGAAGACUGGCUAUGUUCAUGUCUGUGAUGAUACAUGCAGAGAGGUCAUUUUGGACCCGAAUGAUUUGCUUAUGGUCUGUAAAAUUUCUGGGCGUUGUUUUGAAAAUUUGAUGGAACAAGCUGAAAUGGAGUCAGAUUCUGGGCAUAGUUUAAAUGGGGACGUUGGCUUUUCCAAGUUGUGUGAAGACAUACAUGCAUGGAUGGAGAGCUGCUUUUGGAAAGUUAUAAGAACUAUGAGAAGACAUGCUUAUUCUGCUCUUGAAUGCCCAACUUUGGAACAAGGCGGGGUGGCAGAUGAAGCAGAGCCUUUCAUGGGAUCUGGCCGAUUUGCACAAGCUUAUACAUUGGGAUACAAUUGUGAUGAUGAGAAGGAGCUGGAAGCUGCUUUGAGGUUUUGCCCGGUCUAAAUUUCAUUGUUCUGGAAGAUGUAUGUAUUGAUUUGGUAUUUUAGAGCUGGCGACAAAUUUCACUCAACUACCUUGUUAAAUAUUUUAAGAUUUCACAUUUUUAACAGUUGUAUGAAUUAAUUAUGUGGUGCUAGGUAACUCAAAUUAUGUUUCU